GAAUGUAGGCCAGCAGCCUCAGCUGUCACAUUCACGGACCCCCCACAACUCAGGACAAGAGAGGCUCGCUAGAGAUCAGCCAUGAAACGGUUAAUCUAGUGCCAUGCUCAAUCGUGUGGAAGGAAAUUAUGGCACACACUGCUAAUCCUCAUGCUGUAGGGGAUAAAUAUUGACUGGAUUUUUGACCGAUAACUCCACAUACUGCAGUUUCGUCAAUGUUAUAUAAAAACUUAAUUUUUAGGGAUUGUUUUGAGUUUUAUUUACACGGACUUUGAACUCACCACAAUCUAUAUAAGUUAACAGAAAACUGUCGGUGAAUAAAUGCGGCUACAUUGUCUGUCGAAAGAGGAUUUGUAGUUGCUCACGGUAGUAAAAAAAAAAAAAAAAAAAUUACACGCCCACGCACGCGCGCACGAUUCUGAGGAGCCAAGUUGCGUGUAUGCGCGGUCACUGCAAAUGGAAAUGCGCGUUCACGUCGAGUCGGCGGAUCACUGCUGCUGCUGCAGGCUUGCAGCUGCGGAGUAAGGACGCAGUACCGCAGUGAAUGGACCGCCCAGCUCAUUAUUCUCCUCACAAGGACCUGUUUGAUGGAUCAAGCUGCCAAUUUAAUGUGAGAAAGUGGGAUUUGGUUUCUUGAGGAGGAAUCUCAGACUCCUGGAUGACUGGGAUGCACCGUGGGCUGGGCUGUCAUUUCAGACACCCAUGAAAAUGCUGUGAGGAGUAACCCGCAGAAGACCUCUGGCAGAUGGGGCCGGUGCUGGGGCUAUUAUUGCAGCUUUCCACUCACGUUUGAAAUGGAAUGAGCCGUCUGUCCAGGGAUGUCGCCGGGAGAUGGAAGGGAAGAAAAUUCUAUAAGAGGAUAAACAAAGCGGAGGAAUUACUUUAGUGCCUUGGAAAUGUGAAGACUGACACAAAUUUUCCGACCUUACGCAGGAAUUUGGAUUUUUCCUUUCAAUUCAGGCAGUGUAUAGUAUAACUGCUGGAUUUUUCUUCACCAUCAGCUCUAAAAAAGUGGACCGAUCCUCUGUAGACGCCCAUUUCUGGGGUGCUUUUUAUCUGGUAGCCAUGUUAUCCGUCUGAGAUACAGAGAAAAAAUGCCGCACAUUAAAAUGCAACCACCGCUUACAAGUGCCAGGAAAAACAGAACUAGAAAAACUGUAAGAAGCAACGGCACAUCUAAAGAUUUUGUCCUCCGUAUCUUCAUUCCACUCUUCCUAGUUCUGCUCUCUAUGCUUUCACCUGCUCUCUCCAUUAACAUGGAACCUAUAGAGAGCCACAGUGAGUUCAGCUGUGAGCCGAUCAGACUGAGAAUGUGCCAGGAUCUGCCUUACAACGCCACCUUUAUGCCCAAUCUCCUCAACCACUAUGACCAGCAAACAGCUGCACUUGCUAUGGAGCCUUUUCAUCCCAUGGUGAACCUGGUGUGCAGCGCUGACCUCAGGAUGUUCCUGUGCGCCCUCUACGCGCCGGUCUGCACGCAGUACGGUCGGCUGUCCAUGCCUUGCCGGUCCAUCUGCCACCGGGCCAAGGAUGAGUGUCAGAAACUCAUGGAGAUUUUUGGGGUAACCUGGCCUGAUGACAUGGAGUGCAGCAGGUUUCCAGAUUGCAACGAACCAUAUCCUCGUCCAGAGGACCUUCUGACAGACUCUGAACCCACUGGCCAGUCAUCCAUGACUGUCCAGAGGGAUUAUGGUUUCUGGUGUCCCAGAGAGCUCAAGGUUGACCCAGAUCUGGGCUACACUUUUAUGGGGAGGAAGGACUGCUCUGCUCCAUGCCCCUCCAUGUUCUUCAAUCAGGAGGAGCUCACGUUCACCCGACACUUUAUUGGAGUCAUCUCCAUCAUUUGCUUGUCUGCCACGCUCUUCACCUUCCUGACAUUCCUCAUCGAUGUUACAAGGUUCAGGUAUCCUGAGCGACCAAUCAUCUUCUACGCCGUCUGUUACGUCAUGGUGUCCCUGGUCUUCUUCCUGGGCUUCCUGUUGGGGGACAGGGUUGCAUGUAAUUCAGUCAGCCCUGCACAGUUCAGAGCACCCACCAUUACACAAGGCUCCCAUAACAAGGCGUGCACUCUGUUCUUCAUGGUUCUGUAUUUCUUCACCAUGGCCGGCAGCUUGUGGUGGGUCAUUCUCACCAUUACUUGGUUCCUGGCUGCUGUGCCUAAAUGGGGCAGUGAGGCCAUAGAGAAGAAGGCUCUCCUCUUCCAUGCUGUGGCCUGGGGCCUGCCGGGGGCCCUCACCGUCACCCUGCUGGCUCUGAAUAAAAUUGAGGGAGAUGGAAUCAGUGGAGUUUGUUUCAUCGGACUGUAUGACAUACAUGCACUGAGAUGGUUUGUGCUGGCACCACUCUGCUUCAACGUGGUGGUUGGCGUUUUCCUCCUCUUAGUGGGAAUCAUUGCUCUAAAUCGAGUACGCAUGGAGAUCCCUCUGGAGAAGGAGAACCAGGCCAAACUAGUCAAGUUCAUGAUCCGAAUGGGAGUGUUCUCUGUGCUCUACCUCAUUCCAUUAUUGACCGUGAUCGGCUGCUACUUCUAUGAGCACACGUACCGAAGUAUUUGGGAGACGACGUGGAUGGAAGAGAACUGCAGGCGUUACCAUAUUCCCUGUCCAUUCAAGGUUGAAGAGACCAGCCGGCCAAUAAUGGCUCUGUUCCUGAUCAAAUACGUGAUGAUGCUGGUGGUGGGGAUCCCCUCCGUUUUCUGGGUGGGCAGUAAGAAGACCUGCUUUGAGUGGGCCGGCUUCCUCCACGGACGCAGACGCAAAGACAGUGGGGUGAACGAGUCCUGCCAGGUCCUGCAGGAGCAGCCUGACUUUGCUCAGUCUCUGCUGCGAGAACCAAACACUCCCAUCAUCAGGAAAUCCAGAGGAACAUCCACACAGGGCACCUCUACCCACGCCUCAUCCACCCACCUGGCUACUCUGGACGACCUUGACGAACCAUUUAGAACUCACCACAGACACGGCGCAUCAACCAGGAGCAAGGCCAGCAGCGUCCACAGCAAAGCCAGCUACCACGGCAGCUUGCACCGCACUCGAGACGAAAGGAGCAAUUCCGUGGCUCACAGCGGCACACAGGACCGCAGUUUCCAUGGCAGCAUGCCCCGUCUGGACCACCCACUCUCCACUCACAGCAGCCUGCAUCAGAUCGACACCCACUCGAGGCGCAGCAGCCACCGAGACCUGUCUGAGGCUCCACCCACCCUCAUCACACACGGAACCACCGGCAGUGACGGCCGAAACGCAGAGGACGGCACCAGCGCCUGAUCGUCCCCGUGCACAUGCAGUGUGUGGUUAAAGGCUGUGGAAGGUCGGUCCUCACAGGAUACACAGAACACUCUCCAAGUUUGAGCAGCUACAUGCUAACAGCUGGGUUAGCAUCAUGCUCAGACUUUAUGGACUCAUGUUUAAACUGGGGGCAGAAAAUCCUUGAAGCGUUUUGCACUGGAUCGGACUGCAGAAAGAAGUCUGUGCAAACCAGAUUAAAAAAAAAAAAAGAACCUCCACCAUGUUUUCACACGAGUACUGUUGGGGUGGGGGUUGAUCACCAGUAUUAUGGUGACAUUGUUUUUUGAAUUUUUUUUUUUUUUCAACUUGCAGGACCUAAACAUUAAAUGUUAGAGCUCAUUUAAAUUAACACUGCCAAGUUAUUCGUUUUGUCCUAAUCUUAGGCAGAUUUUUUUUUUUUUUAAUCUGAGCUGGAACUUUUAAUGUUCGUCUUAUGGAAGCAAUGAAUGUGAGCCCGAUGUCAAACCCCGGGCUUUAGCUGUUUAGCAAGAUAUUUUUAUACUGUGAAAAUAGUUUGCGUGUGUGUGGUUGAGAGUUUUAACCUGUUAACACCUGAGAUGUCGCCAGCGACGCCGAAAACGUUCAAGGGUUAACGGGUAUUUUCACAAAAGAGCACAUCUGGCAAAAAGGAAAGGAAAUUUAGAAAUGAGAUUAAUACAAAAAAAAGUCUUUUUAAGUAAGAAAAAUAUAAACAAAAUCAGGUUUCAGGGUUUUUGGUAUAAUUAGCUUCAGUGUACCAGGACUUCUCACGCCUCGUAGAGUGGGAGUUCUCAGCUCACGUUUGGCUGGAUUUGGUGAGCAUUCAUUCUUUCGUUCAUCGCGGCUGCAGAAAAAGCCGGAGGGUCUCUCAUUAUGCGGGCGGUGCACAUGUGGGGGAAGCGCAGGUUCAUUUCUCCACCAGCUGCUAGCUACACCCCACAGCGAGAACACAAAAGUCAAUUUUAGUGGUAGAAUUUAGUGAAAACAAUCAUGUAAAUAAAAACAGAAAAGGGCAGCUACAUUUCAUCAUCUUCUUUUCCAGAUUACAUGUCAUUCUUUUGACAUUUACCUGCUGAAAUCCAUAAUAAUUGACCACAUUUUGCAGUUUAUCGUUGGAGCUAGGAUUGAAGCCGCAAGAGUUUACCAUUUCUAAAUUCAGCAGUGACAAUUACAGAAGUGUGUAUGCAAUCUUUUUUUUUUUUAGCAGUGUAUUUCUGUUCCAUGUGAUGGCAGCCGGCCAAACGUUCGGCGUGCUUUACAAACGCCGACGUUUAGCUUCUGCUUGUAAAGUUUGAAGAAGUCGUCUGCAUCUCUGCUCCCUAAUCCCUGGAAAUCAAACUUGCCUACCUCAUCGACCCCUCAGCCUUCGCCUUCAUACACAUUACUGCGUUACUUCUCCGUAAGUAAACAGUCAGCAAGUACAAUCAGAGCGGUGGUGCUUCACUGUUAGUUUUCCUCUCUUCCAUCCCUCUUCUUUUGCUACUUUUUUCUAAUCUGUGAUAUUUUUUUAAAAGCUCGUUCAGCUAUUAUUGCAUCAGUGUAAAUAUAAAACCUCAUCUCACUCAGAUGUUCUUAUUUAUACGGCCGAAAAAGAUUCAGAGAAAUGUGCAAAACGAGGCCGCUCGGUCGUCUCCAAUGAGGACGCAGUUGUGACGAGCCUCAUGGUUUGCCGCCUGACGGCAUUCGUCUCCCUUUAAGCGUGUGCGUAGAUGUUCUGUGUGAUGCCUUCGUCUCCUCUACAUGAACCUGAACUGUGCUUCUUCUGUUGGACCUACAGCGACUGUCUGUACUCUUGCAAGUCACCUAGAAACUCGAACACUUGGAAUUCUCUGUUUUUAAAUGGAACUGUUGGAAAGCUACACUUUUGAGUGUUAUUAACUAAUAUUGUGAAUUUUGAAACUUGACUUUUUAUUUAUUUGCAGUUUGAAACUGUAACCUGUUCUUUUACAUGCAGUCUAAUAAACGUUUUAGAGACGUUG
Oryzias melastigma (Indian medaka) is the source of this 5239-nucleotide messenger RNA. Its product is annotated as frizzled-3. The coding region runs from base 1095 to 3260 and encodes 721 amino acids. Gene Ontology annotation, biological process: canonical Wnt signaling pathway; non-canonical Wnt signaling pathway. The record is from RefSeq and is a predicted model, not a curated record. NCBI's taxonomy places the organism in Eukaryota, Metazoa, Chordata, Actinopteri, Beloniformes, Adrianichthyidae. Gene Ontology annotation, cellular component: plasma membrane. Gene Ontology annotation, molecular function: Wnt receptor activity; Wnt-protein binding. The transcript has 11 exons.